Messenger RNA from Oryzias melastigma (Indian medaka), 4598 nucleotides. RefSeq names its product adenylate cyclase type 6. Bases 539 to 4078 code for a protein of 1179 amino acids. NCBI's taxonomy places the organism in Eukaryota, Metazoa, Chordata, Actinopteri, Beloniformes, Adrianichthyidae. The record is from RefSeq and is a predicted model, not a curated record. Gene Ontology annotation, molecular function: adenylate cyclase activity. The transcript has 24 exons. Gene Ontology annotation, cellular component: plasma membrane. Gene Ontology annotation, biological process: adenylate cyclase-activating G protein-coupled receptor signaling pathway; intracellular signal transduction; cAMP biosynthetic process.
UUUAAGAGGAAUUUUUGGUCUUAAGAGCAAAAUAAAAAUAAAAAAGUCAGAAAAGCCAUAAAUCAUAGAGAAAUGCUGACAAUCUACCACUAGGGGGCGCCUGAGAGAGAAAAUGAGUAAGGGAGGGAGGGAGAGAGAGAGACCUAGACAUUGACUGGGCUGACAGGAGUGAAGGUUGUCCUGCUCAUUUUGCAGUUUCCCCUCUUUCCCAAACCCCUUUCUUUGGCGGACAGACCCGCAUCUGAACCGCACCGGGCGGCUGCGUGCGCGCCGGAGUCCCUGUUCCUCUGCGCAGCCGGACUUGCUCCUGUUGGAUCUAUCGGACAUUCAUGGAUAUCCGAUGGAAAACAGGUGGCUGGUAGAGGUACAGGCCAGUGUAUAGGGUUGAUACAAAAAUAGAAGAAGUGCACUUGAAACACAGACACGUACGUCUCUGAUGCCUCUGGCCAGUGUGAGCUCAUGGUGCCUGCUGGCUUGGAUAAACUAGUGGAGAGGCCGAAGAUUGCUGUGUUUCUUCACACAAUAAAGGCCACACAGGAUGUCGUGGGCCAGAAGCCUCUUUGUACGCAGAGAGGACCAGCAAAAGUCGGCAUGGGGAGAACACAAUGGCAAAAAGAGGAAGGACAACUCGUCACUAUGCAACCCACGUUACAUGAGCUGUUUGAGAGACCAAGAGGACUUAGAGAGCUCUAAUGUGGCCCCCCAGCAUUAUUCCUGCAGCACAGGUAACAGCGGGGGCAACUUUGGCUCGCGUUGUGGCUGGCAGGAGAACCACUAUGGAAAAAGGGUGGUCGGUGGCACUGAUCUGAACUUUGAAGAUGGAGACCUUAAGAACAGCAAGGUGGAGGAAUUAGAGGAGUCAACCGAAGGUAGCUGCAAAACGAUGACUGCAGCAGACUGCUGGAUGCGUUUUUUGUGGGUUUUCCAAUCCAAAAAAUUUCAGUCUACCAAGCUGGAACGCCUCUAUCAGCGCUAUUUCUUCAGACUCAACCAGAGCUCUCUGACCAUGCUGAUGGGAGUACUGGUGGUGGUGUGUGGAGUCAUGCUGGCUUUCCAUUGUAUCCACACGGCACUCAGCGUGGCCUACAUCUCAGUGCUCUCUGUGGCCAUGGCUCUCUUUCUAGCCAUGAUGGUGGUGUGCAAUCGCAACGGCUUCCACCAAGACUACAUGUGGAUCGUGAGCUACCUGGUGAUCGGGUUGCUCAUUGUAGUUCAGGUGUUCGGAGUGCUCAUGGUGUUCCCCCGCAGCGCCUCCGAUGGCAUCUGGUGCACAGUCUUCUUCAUCUACAUAAUCUACACUCUGCUGCCAGUUCGAAUGAGAGCUGCUGUGCUUAGUGGAGCCAUUAUGUCCACCAUUCACACAGUCACCGUGUGGCAGAUUAACCAAGAGGACAAAUUUGUCUUCAAACAGAUCAGUGCCAACAUAUUAAUCUUCCUGUGCACUAAUAUGAUUGGAAUCUGUACGCACUACCCCGCCGAGGUCUCCCAGAGGCAAGCCUUCCAGGAGACAAGAGGAUACAUUCAGGCCAGGCUACACCUGCAGAGGGAAAACCAGCAGCAGGAGCGAUUACUGCUGUCAGUGCUGCCAAGGCACGUUGCUAUGGAAAUGAAGGCUGAUAUCAAUGCCAAGAAGGAAGAUAUGAUGUUUCACAAGAUCUACAUCCAAAAACACGACAAUGUUAGCAUUCUGUUUGCAGACAUCGAGGGAUUCACCAGCCUGGCAUCUCAGUGCACGGCUCAGGAGUUGGUCAUGACGCUGAAUGAAUUGUUCGCUCGCUUUGAUAAGCUGGCCUCGGAGAACCACUGCCUGCGAAUCAAAAUCCUCGGGGACUGUUACUACUGUGUUUCAGGGCUGCCUGAACCUCGGGCCGACCACGCCCACUGCUGUGUAGAAAUGGGAGUAGACAUGAUUGAAGCCAUCUCGCUGGUGAGAGAAGUGACAGGUGUUAAUGUGAACAUGCGGGUGGGCAUUCACAGCGGGCGUGUUCACUGCGGGGUGCUGGGCCUGCGCAAGUGGCAGUUUGACGUGUGGUCUAACGACGUGACGCUCGCCAAUCAGAUGGAGGCGGGAGGGAAAGCAGGACGGAUCCACAUCACCAAAGCCACACUGCAGUAUCUGAACGGGGACUACGAGGUGGAGCCGGGGUUUGGAGGGGAGAGGAACGCUUACUUGAAAGAGCACAACAUUGAAACCUUUUUGGUUCUUGGCUGCAGCCAGAAGAGGAAAGAGGAGAAAGCCAUGAUGGCGAAGAUGCAGAGAGUACGUGCAAACUCUGCAGAUGGGCUGAUGCCACGUUGGGUGCCAAACACAUCAUUCUCCAGAAGCAAGGAAUCCAAACUCUACAACAGAAUAGGCCUUGUUGCGGCAUCCAGCAAAGAAAAUCGAUGCACUCAGGAAGCCUUCAACCCUGAAGAAGAGGUGGAUGAGUUUCUUGGACGGGCCAUCGAUGCGCGCAGCAUUGACCAGCUGAGGAGAGAUCACGUCAAGAAGUUCCUGCUCACCUUUCAGAGAGCUGACCUGGAGAAGAAGUUCUCCAAAAAGAUGGACGACCGCUUCGGAGGAUAUGUGGCGUGCACUCUUCUUGUGUUCUGUUUCAUCUGUUUUAUUCAGAUAAUCAUUUUUCCAAAAACAACACUUAUGCUUGGCCUUUACAUCAGCAUCUUCAUCAUCCUCACAAACAUCCUCUUCCUCUGUGCCAUCUAUUCCUGUGUCAAACUCUUCCCAGCUGCCUUGCAAACACUUACCGGAAAAAUAAUCCAUUCUCGAGCAAACAGGACAUUGGUGGGCGUCUUCACCAUCCUCCUCCUCUUUGUCUCGUCUUUUGCUAAUAUGUUUGCCUGCAGCAGAGACAAACUGAAGGAGUGUGUAGCUGAAGAGCUGAACACAUCCGUGAAUCUCUGCCUGCUUCACAACCUGACCAAGACAGCAGAGGACGGUCUGACUCUGUGUUUACGUCAAACCAUGCCCUGCCAUUUCCCUGAGUAUUUCAGCUACAGCGUGCUGCUGACCCUGCUGGCCUGCUCUGUGUUCCUCCACAUCAGUAGCAUAGGUAAGCUGGCUCUGAUGCUGUUCAUCCAGCUCACUUUCCUUCUACUGGUGGAGUGGCCUCAGGUUGUUUUGUUUGACAAUGCAGACCUGCUGCUGGUAGCCAACACACUGCAAUUAUCACCUGUCAAUGACUCCUUACAGCAAAUUGGUUUCAAUGAAACUAGACAAGAGUGCCUGGAUAGUGUGACUCAGGUACCCCUGAAGGUCAUGACCCCUGUUGUCCUGAUGGUGUUUGUGCUGGCUCUCUACCUGCAUGGCCAACAGGUGGAGUCCACUGCUCGUCUUGACUUCCUCUGGAAGCUGCAGGCAACAGAAGAAAAGGAGGAGAUGGAGGAGCUGCAGGCAUACAACCGCCGCCUUCUCCACAAUAUCCUGCCUAAGGAUGUGGCGGCUCAUUUUCUUGCACGGGAACGUCGGAAUGAUGAGUUAUAUUACCAAUCUUGCGAGUGCGUUGCUGUCAUGUUUGCAUCCAUCAGCAACUUCUCUGAGUUUUACGUGGAGCUGGAAGCCAACAACGAGGGGGUGGAGUGUCUGAGGCUGCUUAAUGAGAUCAUCGCUGAUUUUGAUGAGAUCAUCAGCGAAGAGAGGUUUCGUCAGCUGGAGAAAAUCAAAACCAUUGGCUCUACCUACAUGGCCGCCUCCGGCCUCAAUGACUCCUCCUAUGACAAAGAAGGCCGCUCGCACAUCCUGGCUUUGGCAGACUAUGCCAUGAGACUUAGGGAGCAGAUGAAAUACAUCAACGAGCAUUCCUUCAACAACUUCCAGAUGAAGAUUGGGUUGAAUAUGGGGCCUGUUGUAGCAGGGGUGAUUGGAGCCAGAAAGCCGCAGUACGACAUUUGGGGGAACACGGUGAAUGUGGCCAGCAGGAUGGACAGCACAGGUGUUCCAGACCACAUUCAGGUGACUACAGACUUGUACCACAUGCUGGUCAACAAUGGCUACCAGCUGGACUGUCGAGGAGUCAUCAAAGUGAAGGGGAAGGGGGAGAUGACCACUUACUUCCUCACCAGUGGUCCUGCAGGCAGUUAACAGACCAGCCAAUCGCCGGCUCACUUCCACUGCGUUAUUUCAGCAGACAAACUGAGGGUUCAGCUCGGCGGCGAGAUCUGAGGCGAUCUGCUGACACAUGGGGACAGAACUUGGCAACACAGACGAGCCAGUAUUUUUGCCACAAACUGACUCUAAUUCACACGUGUUUUGUGUGGUUUAUGUUUUAAAGCUUUUUCCCAAGCUGCCCGAAAGAUGAUUAAACCCAGUUGCCUUAGGAUGGAGCUAAAAAUCGCUUUUGUUUCUGAGCAAUACUAGUUUGUCUUGAUCUGUAUUUCAUUUGAAGUCGUUAUUUAUUUUUGUGAAGACAAAGUCUUUCUUAAAAGGAAAUAUGCAAGGACCACAUGAAGGAGAAUAACCAAAGAACAACUGUUUGUUAUGAAACACAUAUUUAUGAUUCCGUUAAAAUACAAAUAACCUACUUGUGCUAUUCCUCUUUUGAGAAAACAGGCCACGGCAACUUCUCUGUCAAUGACAGGGACAAAUUCCUUAUUUUGUGAAA